AUGGCUACCACCGCCGGUAAACCAAUCAUGGCGCCAAAGCCAGGAAGCAGUGCGCCCGGAAACAAUGCGUCUAUUCGUCUUGAGAAGGGCAAUCAAGGCAUAAGACGGUCCACCCCAGACUCCGAAGCUCUGACUUCCUCCGACGACGAGUUGGAUCAUCGCCAGGGCCCUACCUCUACCAACGCGCCUCUCUCGAAACCAGUCCGUCGCACAUCCUGGCUCAAUGAAGUGCCGCAAAACUUACCACGUAGAACCUCCAUUACUGCUUCGGGAUCUCUUGCACCUGUCGGUAUAAAUACCCAAUCUCCAGAAACCGAGCAGACCAGCUGGGGUGCCAACGCCAGCCCUGGUGUGAAUAGUUCGGUUUCUUGGGGCCAUGGAGGCAGUUUCCCUUGGGCUACGGGAAUUUGGACUGCAGACAAUCGCAAGGAACCCCCGCCUCGCCUCACUGAGCUGAGCCAAUCACCGACGAUGCCUAAUAUGCCCAACACCAAUUUCAACGAGGAAAUUCUCAGUCCAACAACUGCACGAUCAAUGGCCGGUGAUUCUUCAAUCCCCUUCAAUAUUCCUCUCCAUCCUACUCCCAAGACAUACCGCUCCCAGUCCUACUCUGUCGGCCAACUGGACCCGGAAACUGUCAAGUUGAUGGCAAGCAAAGUGCCAAGCAACCCCAACGCUUCCCGCGGAAGGGCUGGCAAUCAGUACCCAGGACUUCAGCAUCGUCCGUCACGGCCUAGUUUGUUGGAGGAUUUGGGCCAUGACCCAGCACUCCUUGGCCGUGUGCGCGAGGAUGAAGAUGACGAAGAAGAAGCAGAGGAAAAUAAUAUCGAUUCGAACGGCUCUCAUUCGUAUGCGGCCAGUCAAGCCCGAGCUAUCGACCAGCUAGCCAGAGAGAAUGCUUUGCUGCGGCAGACUGCCCAUUUGGAAGGUGCCCGCAUGAGGGAUCGUACCAUGUCUUCUGCUUCUGCUAACAGCAACUACUCGCUAAGCGGUGGUAUGCACAAUUUGCACCGCAUUCGUGGCGGUGUCCCCGAAGAGGUAGAUCUUGCUGUAGAGGACCAAGAUGAAUUGGGAAAUAUUCCUCCUGGUUAUGGCAAUGUUCGCAACAGCGGACGACGAAGGAUGUCAGAGCAUUCUGUUAACAUCGAAAAGCACACUCCUCCCUUUGGAUCUGUGGAGAACAGACCGCUUGAAAGUCUGAGACGGGCACACUGGCAGACAUCUUUGGGGUUUGGCAGCAUUGGUGAAUUGCCACAAAGCCGGCGCCACUCAUUUGCGGAUAUUCCGACGAGACAUGGCUCAAUUAGUGACGGCCAGGCUCAUAUGGGAGCAUUGAAUGGCCGAGCAAGCCUCGUUGACCGGGAGGAUGGCUAUUCCAAUGUCAUUGAUGGAGGGCUUCAUGCAGCUGCCCCCGACAAUCUGUCGAGCUCUUUGCAUCAAUCAUACAAUGUGCCUGCAGCCUAUGGCCGUCCUCAGCCGGGUUUAACCCCAUCUCACCAGAGCCAGCGUCUGUAUAUCGUCACGUUCAAGUGUCACCGCGCCGAUGUUUUCUAUAUCCAGGAAGAUACCGGUCUUCAAGUGAACCCCGGCAAUCUUGUGAUCGUCGAAGCAGACCGCGGAACAGACCUCGGGACCAUCCAGCACGCCAACGUCACCUGGCAGGAAGCAAGAGAGCUGAAAGAAAAGUAUGCCGAAGAACACUACAAGUGCUUGAUGAUGUUCUCUCGCCAGGCACAAAACGGCGCAACCAAUGUAGUGAGUCCCAGCAUCGGCCAUCGCAGCGCUGUUGGUGGGAUGAACCCAACCGGUGCUCAUGGAGCUCACGAGCCUCAAUCGACGGAGAUCAAGCCAAAGUUGAUCAAGCGCCUCGCCCAGAAUCAUGAGAUCUUGACCCUUCGAGACAAAGAGGGCAACGAGGCCAAGGCCAAGCGUGUCUGUCAGCAAAAGGUUGUCGACCACAGACUCAACAUGGAAAUCCUCGACGCAGAGUUUCAAAUGGAUUGGAAGAAAUUGACAUUUUACUAUUUUGCAGACUCCUACAUCAACUUUAACUCGUUGGUUACGGAUCUGUUCAAAAUCUACAAGACCCGGAUUUGGAUGUCUGCAAUUAAUCCGGCUUCUUUUGUUACUCCUUCCCCUGGACUGUCUGCACCCGAGCCAGCUGGAUUGAACUACAACCAAAACUCAGUGGCAGACCGUCGCCAUGCUCAUGAAAACCGUGCCUACAAUGUUUCGCAGAUGCCCCCGGGAUCUGGGAAUCUGCGUGACGCUGUGGAACGGGCAGACUUGGGUAACACUCAUGCUGGCAUGAUUCGUAAUGCUUACAUGGACCACUAUAACCAAGCAUUUGGCUCUGCUGCGGCUCGGCAUCACGAGCCGGGCUUUGGACAUAACAUGGCAUCUAAUGACCCAUUUGCCUCUUACCCCUCGAGUACAUAUGGCCUUUUGGAAACCUCAACUCCUGAGUUUCUUGGUGGUGCCCCACAUCACCAUGGCCACCAGCAGAUGCAUCCCGCCCGUGGAGACUGGGUUGAAACAUUCCAGGGCCUUUCGCUCGGAUCGUAG
Messenger RNA from Talaromyces rugulosus, 2565 nucleotides. RefSeq lists its product as uncharacterized. The transcript has 3 exons. Lineage: Eukaryota; Fungi; Ascomycota; Eurotiomycetes; Eurotiales; Trichocomaceae. Gene Ontology annotation, cellular component: cytoplasm. The coding region runs from base 1 to 2565 and encodes 854 amino acids. The record is from RefSeq and is a predicted model, not a curated record.